This is a messenger RNA of Prinia subflava (tawny-flanked prinia), 3230 nucleotides long. RefSeq names its product cell cycle progression 1 (gene CCPG1). The record is from RefSeq and is a predicted model, not a curated record. The transcript is spliced from 9 exons. NCBI's taxonomy places the organism in Eukaryota, Metazoa, Chordata, Aves, Passeriformes, Cisticolidae. Gene Ontology annotation, cellular component: membrane. The coding region runs from base 209 to 2656 and encodes 815 amino acids.
GCGGACUGCGCUCGCCAGGGCGCUGCGGGCGCCGCCCCGCGCGCAGGCGCCGGCCCGGGCGGGCCGGGUUGUUUGUGACGGCGUCACCGGCGGCGGCGGCCGCGGCCCCUCGUCCGUGCCGGGCCCCGCCAGGGCCGCGCUCAGAGCAGUGAAAUUGUGUGUCUUGCAUAUUAAAAGAGUCUACUUUUACCUGCAGUGUGCUUUGAAAAUGUCUGAAAAUUCCAGUGACAGUGAUUCAUCUUGCGGCUGGACUGUCAUCAAUCACGAGGGUUCUGACAUAGAGACAGUGACCUCAGAAAAUGGAAGCACAAAUGAUAGCCAUGAGUUUGUUUCAGAAGAAUAUGUUUCUUUGCAAGAAGAGGAGCAGGCAAUUGGUUUGCAAGCUCCAUGCAACAAUAAUGAAGAGAUCCCAGCAGUAGAUAAUACUCUAUCUGGUUUUGAGGAAGCUCAGACAGUUCCAGAGGGAAAUAAAGAAAAAGUUCCUGAUGAUGUGUCCUGCAUUGGAACUGUUAGUGAUGAUUCUGACAUUGUUACACUCGAAGCUCCAAAACCAGAAGAAACUCAGAGUCAGGAGGAAGCUCCAGCUGAGGGUGAAGAAGCUCCAAGUUCAGAGGAUUUUAACAUGGGUUCCUCCUCUAGCAGUCAAUAUGCAUUUUCCCAUGUAGAAACUGUUUUCCCGUCCCAGGCCGGCCCCGACGAGUCGAGCAGCGAUGACAGCAGCGGGCAGGGCGGGCCGGCGCUGCGCAAGCGGCGCCCGCGGCGGCGCGGGGCGGCGGGCGGCGAGCCCGAGGGGCCGGAGGGGCCGGAGCCCACAGCGGGGCCGGAGCCCGCAGCGGGGCCGCCCCGCCAGGAGCAGCAGCAGCAGCGCCGCUUCAGCAGCGGCCUCAACAGGUGCAUCGUCCUGGCGCUGGUCAUCGCCGUCAGCAUGGGCUUCGGGCACUUCUACGGUACGGUGCAGAUCCAGAAACAGCAGCAGCUGGUGACAAAGACACGUGAAUUAAAAGAUCUGAAAGAUGACCUUUACCAGUGCCAACAAGAGCAAGGAGAUCAAGUGCACCACAAAGUGGGGUCACUCAAGGGAGAUGUUGCCACGUGUUUGACCUUUACUGAGGUGGAGAAGAAAUCCUUUGAUUCUCAAAAAAAAGGUCUUGCUGCAGAAAAUCAGCACUUAAGAGAAUCUCUAGAGAAGGAAGAAAAAGCUUUGGCCUCACUUCAGGAAGAACUAAGGAAGCUAAGACAACAAAUUAGAAACUUAGAAGAUAAAGGUAGCAGCACUGAAUCUAUUGUAAUAGAAAAUCAGAAACUAAGGGAGCAUUUGGAAGAGGAAAAGCAAAGGAACAGCAAUUUUCUCAGACAAAAGGAAACGCUCUUUGCAGAGGCACAGAUGUUGAGGAGAGAAUUGGACAAAGAACGUCAUGUUACAGAAGCUCUGAAAAAAGAACUGGAACAGUUAAGUUCUCGUCAGACACCUGACAGUGCUAAUGAUGAUGAUGAGGCAUUAAGAGAAAAUCAAGAAAUAGAAACGCUGCGAGGAAGACUGGUAGAACUAGAAAAAAAGCUAAACUUUGAGCAACAACGCUCUGACUUAUGGGAGAAGCUGUAUGUUGAAGCAAAAGACCAAUCUGAAAAACAAGAAAUUAAUGAAAAUGGACAAAAGAAAGGUGCUAAAGGGCAAAAUAAGAGUAGAAAGAAAUCAAAGGAGACAUUUUUUGGUUCAGUUAAAGAAACUUUUGAUGCUAUGAAAAAUUCCACAAAAGAGUUUGUAAGACACCAUAAAGAAAAGAUUAAGCAGGCUAAAGAAGCAGUGAAAGAAAAUUUGAAAAAAUUCUCUGAUUCUGUAAAGUCUACAUUCAGACACUUCAAAGAUACUACAAAAAACAUCUUUGAUGAAAAAGAGAAGUCAUCAAGUGAUAAAAGAUACGAGGCAAACAAGAAAGCUCGAACUUUUUACCGAGACCAUAACUCCUAUGAGAACCUGAAGCACAUGCAUUACCGGGGACCUCACAUGCCAAAAGAGUCCAGAAAUGGAAGAAAACAUCAUUUUACAACAUUUGAAAAAGAUUCAGAUUCCCAGAAAUGUCUCAAUGAUCAUUUUUGUAACAGAAAACAUCAGUUUGCCCUAAAGGGCUGCUCUGGUAUUUUUGAAUGUGCUCAUCAAGAAUUCAUUAGUCUCUUUAACAGAGUUUCGGAUCCCAUCAGGGUGGAUGAAUUUAAUCGGCUGAUGAGAAAGUAUUUGCAACAAGUUGUACAUAAUUUUCAUCACUGGAGAGAACUAGAAAAUUUCAUCAAUAAGUUUUUUCAUAAUGGAUUGUUUAUACACGACCAGAUGCUGUUCACUGAUUUUGUUAAUGAUGUCAAGGAUUACCUGGAAGAUAUGAAGGAAUACCAAAGUGAUAAUGAGAAGGUUUUUGAGGAUUUGGACAAAUACGUCUACAGAUACUACUUCCAUUAUGAUAAUUCACCCCAGUAUGGACCCAGUCGACCUAAAAGACCCUUUACACAAAGUGAAAAUUCCAGACAUGAAAAACAAGCUCAGAAGUACCAACACCGUAAUAAAAGAGAAGGUAAAUGGCAUAAACAUGGUCGCACUAAUGGAAGACACAUGGCAAAUCUUGAAAUAGAAUUGGGGCAACUACCCUUUGAUCCAAAAUACUGAGUAAUUUAUUGUAAAAAUUAAAAUUCACAUCCUCUCUGGAAACUAAUUCAACAAAGCAGCAAGAUGCAAGGGGUUUUUUUCGGAAUGAUUUGAUUUUUACACAUUUUUGUUAACAGGCAGAAGUCAGGCUUUCUAAUCUGCAUAUUCUGUACCGUUGCUUUAACUGUUCUUUGGAAGUGAAGAUAGUCUGGGUGCCAGCAGUAUUGUUGCAGAAGCUAGGCAUGCCAUGACCUGUGUAUGAAAAAAAGCUUAAUUGCAUUCCAUUAGUGUAGUUAAAGCUUGAGCCAUGCAUAAUGUACCAACUACUAACUCCAGUGUUUGAUAUACUAACUUCAUCUCAUCCUUCAAAAAUAGGUCAACAUUGUGGUAAUGUAUUUGUUAGUGUUUUGUAACCUUAUAUUUGCUUCCUGUCUUUGGGGGGGGGUUCAAGAACCUGUUGAAUUGUGAAGAAUUUGCUGUGCUGCAUUCUAAUCAGCGUGCUGAUUUAAACACUUGAAAUGUCUUGCAUAUCUGCAUAUUGUAGAAGAAAAAUAAAAGAGACAUUGUGGGUAAAAGUCUUUAUUUAUAAAAGAAA